Messenger RNA from Prunus armeniaca (apricot), 732 nucleotides. The record is from the annotation of a GenBank genome assembly. Lineage: Eukaryota; Viridiplantae; Streptophyta; Magnoliopsida; Rosales; Rosaceae.
AUGGCGACUCGGUUACAGAAGAUCGAAGGAGAUGAGUCCGUACUGUUGCGCGUAACUCAUUCGAACCUCAAGACCUUCUCCGCCGAUAUCCGCUUCUCCCUCCAGAGCUCUGUGGAGUCCGUCAAGGACAAGCUAUGGCGUAAAUGCGGCACUUCUGUAGAUUCCAUGUCGCUCCACCUCUACGACGACGCCAACACCCAAGUCUCCAUUUUGGACGACAACUCCAAGCCCCUAGGCUUCUAUUCCCCUCACGACGGCUACCGGCUACAUGUUAUAGAUCUGGACCCUUCAUCAGUGACCUCUGGUGGGUGGCUUGAGGACACAUCGUUGGUGGAGAAGUACACUAUUUCUCAAGAAGCUUAUGAGAAACGAGAUGGGACUUUUAAAAAAUUUAAGGACAAAUUGGCAUCUCAGAACCCAUCAACUGUUGAGAAUAAAAUACCAGAGAACUAUAUGGAAGAUCUCCGUGUGAAUAUCAAGGUAGGAGAUAGAUGUGAAGUUCAACCAGGGGAUAAAAGAGGUGUUGUUAAAUAUGUUGGUCGGGCAGAAUCUCUGGCUCCUGGUUUCUGGAUUGGAGUUCAAUAUGAUGAACCACUGGGAAAGCAUGAUGGCAUGGUGAAAGGAACACGAUAUUUCAAUUGCCCCCCACUUCAUGGUGGAAUGGUUCGGCCAGACAAAGUAAAGGUUGGUGACUACCCUGAACGAGAUCCAUUCGAGGAGGAUGAAAUUUAA